UCUGGGCACAGGUGUGUGACACUGCAGAGUGGCACAGGUGGGUGCACUGCUGGGCACAGGUGGGUGAUCUGCUGGGCACAGGUGGGCGGAGCUAGUGGGCACACUGCUGGGCACAGGUGGGCGGAACUUGUGGGUGGCACUGCAUGGCACCGAUCAUCAGGGCACUGAUCAUCAGUGCCCUGAUGAUCGUGUGAGGAAAGUGCAGCCGAGAACCGGCACUUGCAUUUCCCUGUGAUCAGCGUGUCAUUGGACACCGCUGAUCACGUGGUAAAAGGCCGCUGUGAUUGGCCUUUUACCACAUCACAUGAUCAGCUGUG
Molecule: messenger RNA, 317 nt
Organism: Staurois parvus
Lineage: Eukaryota; Metazoa; Chordata; Amphibia; Anura; Ranidae
Source: the annotation of a GenBank genome assembly